Molecule: messenger RNA, 2551 nt
Organism: Diospyros lotus (date-plum)
Lineage: Eukaryota; Viridiplantae; Streptophyta; Magnoliopsida; Ericales; Ebenaceae
Product: mediator of RNA polymerase II transcription subunit 21
Exons: 5
Coding region: 1780-2124 (114 amino acids)
Biological process (GO): regulation of transcription by RNA polymerase II
Cellular component (GO): mediator complex
Molecular function (GO): transcription coregulator activity
Source: RefSeq, a predicted model, not a curated record
GAUGGAAAAUGGAGAGAUAGCCAACUGAAUUGAGAGGAAACAGAGAUAAUCGAGAGAAAGGGGGGGAUUGAUGAGAGGGAAGGCUAAAAGUUAAUUAUCAUUCCACAACAUAAUUUUCAUCCUCCUACAAGUAGCCUUUCAUAGCCUACUAACUAAAAACAUAUUCUAGAAUAACAGCACUCUCGUGCUCCUAACAUAAUUAUAAAAUAUCUCUUAACAAACAAUUGUAACCCAAUUAUAAUAUUGCCCCUCUAAUACCCCUAGACUCAUGACACGUGAGACUAGAAAUUAAAAUUGCUAUUGGGAAAACGAAGGUAAAUUUCACAUGACACCCUUCAGGUUUAGUGAAAAGGCAUCAACCACCCCUAUGUUUUUUAAAAUAACACACCCUUACCUUGGUGUUAACCAUUACAUGAAUUGACUUUUUUGCCCUGGUUCCCUCACCUUUAUACUUUCUCUUUCUUUCUCUUCAUUGGCUUCGCACACCACCACCAACUGUUUCCAUUGCCAACAUCCGCUAUCACUUUCUCUUCUCUUCCUCCGCCAUCUUCUUCACCAACCUUUCCCUCUGUAUGCCUACCUUCCUUGUACCUCUGUUCCUUCUUCUUCUUUGGAAUGGACAUCCGAUCGUUGUCACUAUCAUCCCUGAUGUCGACACCUAUUGUCUCCCACUGUGCUCCGCCAUUCUCUCUCUUGUUCACCAGUCUCUCUUUGUUCUUGCUCCGAUUGCCAAACCCAUCGUCACUUGGCAACUGAUCUCUUCCUUCUCUAGCACAGAGUGGCUGGAACUCUCCUCCUUGAGUCUUUGGUCUUGCCUUUCCAAAUGGUUCAGGGGCGGAUUUAGACGCGAGCUGCCUGGGCUUCAAAUUAAAUUUAUAAGGUAAAAGACCAGCCCAAAUCCAGUUCAGCCCAUCCCAGCCCAGCCCACUUGCCUGCAAACCCUUCUCUUCUCCUUCCUCUCUCGACCUCGCUCUCGCUCGCUCUCACCCUCGCUGCCUCUCGCUCUCUGCGUUGCUCGUCCGCUCGCGCUCGCCCUCGCUCUCUGCCUCUCUCUUGCUCUCGCUCGCCCUCGCUCUCAGCCUCUCUUGCUCUCGCUCUCCCUCGCUUGCCCUCCAGUCCUCGCUCUCUUGCUCUCGCUCGACCCCUCUCGCUCUCGCGGGCCCUCGCUGCCUCUCGCCCUCUCCCCCACGCUCUCUCGGCGGCUCGGCCAGUCGGCCUCGCCCUUGCUCGCUGCCUCUGUUUCAGGUUUUCGUUUAACACCCCCGCCCCCCCCCCCCCCCCCCCAAACUUCCAGAUCUGCUUCAUUCGAGCCCAGAUCCGUAUAACUUGUAUGGUUUCUCUUCUUUCAGUUCUUUGAUUAUCUCGAUUGACAGCUAAAUCUAGGGGGGUAAAUGAUCCGCAUUUAUAAAACUCAAGUGAGGUGCAUGCUAUUUUCAGAAACAUAAGGGUGGUGUCUGAAAUUUAUCCAGAAAACAAAAGGAAUUUUGUUGCUAUUGUCAGGUUGGAGGGCCUCAAAUAUAGUGGUUAGUUCUUUAUCAAACACUCAGAAAUCAUUUUCUUUUGGUUGUUUUUGCCUCUCUUGUUUGACAUUGAAAUUCUAAUUUCAUUUUAAAACCAUUCUUCUCUCACUCAUUAAAAUUGCUAUGCUUCUCCAAGUGGCGUUGGCAUUUUGGAUUAUUAUCUUUUAUAUGUUCCAUGAUGUCUUCUCUGAUUGGGUAUCUAUUUAUUUCAUUCUGUUAAAGUUUCAAACUGUCUCAGAUUUGUUUGACAAGUUGACAUAUGGAUAUAAUCUCCCAACUACAAGAACAAGUCAACACAAUCGCAGCUCUUGCCUUCAAUACCUUUGGGACAUUACAAAGGGAUGCCCCUCCAGUCCGGCUGUCUCCAAAUUAUCCAGAACCACCUGCAAAUCCUACUGAAGAAACUGCAAAUGUUGCAGAGCAACCUAAGCAGAUGAGUGCUGCUCUGGUAAAGGCUGCUAAGCAGUUUGAUGCAUUGGUUGCAGCACUACCUUUGUCGGAGGGAGGUGAAGAGGCUCAACUAAAGAGGAUUGCAGAACUUCAGGCUGAAAACGACGCUGUUGGCCAAGAACUUCAGAGACAGCUGGAAGCUGCAGCUAGUUGAUUCGAUGCCAUAUUCUCUCCAUGAAUUUAGAGAAUCGUCAAUUCACUAGCAUUUGCGCAGCCAGCCAGCCAGAAAUUAUGUUGAUGAGCAGCAAUUUUUGUCUUUUUUCCUAAAACUCACCCUUUCCACUGAUAUAUAUAUAUAUAUAUAUAUUGUUGGUGCCAUCCAGAAAAGGAGUUGAAACAGGUGCAGCAGUUAUUCAGCCAAGCAGCGGACAACUGCUUGAAUAUGAAGAAACCAGAUUGAAGGAUCGGGGAAAAUAACGAUAUCUUUGUUUCUUACCAUUUGAUUGAUCUUAGAUAGAUAGAUAGAUUUCAGAUUACAACUUUAAUAAACUAAGUAGGAUGGAAUCUAUUUGCAAUUUUUUGUACAGUUGGGGUUUGAGCCCUUUGAAUUUUACAGAAAGAAACCCUCCUUUGAGACCAUA